CUUUGUGUUUUUGGGACUGUGUGGGUGAGGGAGAGGGAGAGGGAGAGUAAAAGAGGGUUUGGGUUCUAUCUCUGGGUUUUCAGAAUCAUAAAUUUCUAUUUAUGGGAAUUUCAGAUUCUGAGAUCUUUGAAUUUUGAUCUGUUUUACAACGUUUUUUCAGUUUCUUUUUAUUUUUCUCCCAUCUGUAAUCAUCGCUUAUUUGAUUUCAAAGAUGAUCACUGAGAAAACAUUUUCUUUUCCUUCCUCUCCCACUUUUUUUCUCGAGAAAAUUUGAGUUCUUUUCCUCUCUCUCUGCAGAUCUAAGCUAUGUGAGAGAAUUUCUGUUUAUACCCACUUCAGAUCUGGUCUCUUUCAUGUAGAUCUCAGCUUAUUUGCAGCAAGAUCUACGUAAAUCCCUCCAUUUUUCCCGGGAAGUUGUUUUUAUUUUUAUUUUUAUUUUUUUUCCUGGAAAGUUGUAAUUUUUUUAUUUCAGGAAAAUUCUGGGUUUAGGAUUGGAUGCUAAACAAGGAUGAAUUAUUUUCCGGACGAGGUUUUAGAGCACGUGUUCGAUUUCGUAACGUCGCACAGGGACCGCAACGCGGUGUCUCUGGUGUGCAAAUUGUGGUACAGAGUAGAGAAAUUCAGUAGAGAGAGAGUGUUCGUAGGAAACUGCUAUGCAAUCAGUCCCGAGAGUGUGAUCACGAGGUUUCCGGGGCUCAAGUCGCUGACUUUGAAGGGGAAGCCUCAUUUCGCGGACUUCAACCUGGUGCCGCAUGAUUGGGGAGGCUAUGUACAGCCUUGGAUCGAAGCCUUUGCGAAGAGUCGGAUUGGGUUGGAGGAGCUUAGGCUGAAGAGGAUGGUGGUUUCGGAUGAGAGCCUCGAGCUUCUUUCGCGGUCCUUCGCGAAUUUUAAGUCUUUGGUGCUUGUUAGCUGUGAAGGGUUCACCACCGAUGGCCUUGCAGCAAUAGCUGCUAACUGUAGGUUUCUUAGGGAGUUGGACCUUCAAGAGAAUGAAAUUGAUGAUCAUUCCGGCCACUGGCUUAGUUGCUUUCCUGAGAGCUGCACGUCACUCAUCUCCCUGAAUUUUGCAUGCCUCAAAGGAGAAAUUAGUUUAGCAGCUCUUGAGAGACUUGUGGCAAGAUCUCCUAAUCUCAAGAGUUUGAAGUUAAACCGUGCAGUGCCUUUUGAGGUGCUCCAAAAGAUAUUGAUGCGAGCGCCUCAAUUAGUGGAUUUAGGGACAGGGUCUUUUGUCCAUGAUCCUGAUUCUGAGACCUACAACAAACUGAAGACUACCAUUCUGAACUGUAAAUCAAUUAGGAAUUUAUCAGGGUUUUUGGAGGUUGCUCCUCGUUGUGUGCCAGCCAUCUACCCUAUUUGCUUGAACCUGACCACCUUGAACCUGAGCUAUGCUGCUGGGAUUCAUGGUUCUGAUCUCAUAAAGCUGAUUCGCCACUGUGUGAAACUUCAGCGCCUAUGGAUACUGGAUUGCAUUGGAGACAAGGGACUAGAAGUUGUAGCUUCCACUUGUAAAGAGUUGCAGGAAUUGAGGGUUUUUCCAUCUGAUCCCUUUGGGGUUGGUCAUGCUGCCGUAACAGAAAAUGGCCUGGUUGCUAUAUCCAUUGGUUGCCCAAAGCUUCAUUCAUUGCUGUAUUUCUGCCAGCAGAUGACGAAUGCUGCUCUUGAAACUGUAGCCAAGAACUGUCCGAAUUUUAUCCGCUUCAGGUUGUGCAUCCUUGAUCCUACAAGACCCGACCCUGUGACAAUGCAGCCAUUAGAUGAAGGUUUUGGGGCAAUUGUCCGGUCGUGCAAGCGUCUCCGGCGAUUGUCAAUGUCUGGCCUUCUAACUGACCAGGUCUUCCUUUACAUUGGAAUGUAUGCUGAGCAGCUUGAAAUGCUCUCUAUUGCAUUUGCUGGGGACAGUGACAAGGGCAUGCUCUACGUAUUGAAUGGAUGCAAGAAGCUUCGCAAGCUCGAGAUCAGGGAUAGCCCCUUUGGUAACGCAGCACUUCUAACGGACGUGGGAAAGUAUGAAACAAUGCGAUCCCUUUGGAUGUCGUCCUGUGAACUUACUCUUGAAGGCUGCAACACACUUGCGAAGAAGAUGCCAAGGCUUAAUGUGGAGAUCAUCAAUGAUCAUGAUCAGAUGGAUGUUGGGCCCGAGGAUGUGCAAAAAGUGGGUAAGAUGUACCUCUAUCGAACACUGGUCGGGCGAAGGAAAGACGCACCGGAAUUUGUUUGGACUUUGUAGGUCCAUUGGGGGCUUUCUUUUAGGUUGUGCGAUUUAUUUUCUUGUUAUCUAGUAGUUGUACUUUAUUUAGACCUUCUGAUUAAUGGAUUCUAGCACCUUUGGUGAGUUAGUGUUCUGUUAAUUGUUUUAUUUACAAGAGACUUGCUAUUUGUAACUUCGUUAUUAUAAAUAGAUUUGUGUUAGUAUUGGCAAAUUUAA
This is a messenger RNA of Alnus glutinosa, 2425 nucleotides long. Its product is annotated as protein AUXIN SIGNALING F-BOX 2-like. The coding region runs from base 509 to 2227 and encodes 572 amino acids. The transcript is spliced from 3 exons. The record is from RefSeq and is a predicted model, not a curated record. Lineage: Eukaryota; Viridiplantae; Streptophyta; Magnoliopsida; Fagales; Betulaceae. Gene Ontology annotation, biological process: SCF-dependent proteasomal ubiquitin-dependent protein catabolic process. Gene Ontology annotation, molecular function: protein binding. Gene Ontology annotation, cellular component: SCF ubiquitin ligase complex.